AUGUUGUCAGUAAAUUUUGAUUGUACAUUCUGUUUCUUUCAAGAAAAAACUGGUCAUGCAGAAGUCGUCCGGGUUGUGUACCAGCCGGAACACAUCAGCUUUGAGGAACUGCUCAAGGUCUUCUGGGAGAAUCACGACCCGACCCAAGGCAUGCGCCAAGGCCACGACCAUGGCACCCAGUACCGCUCGGCAAUCUACCCGUCCUCUGCUGCGCAGAUGGAGGCAGCCCUGAGGUCCAAGGAGGACUAUCAGAAGGUAGGCCCCCUCACCUGCUGCCACCCUGACUCGGGCAGCCCUAAGGGCUGAGGGAGAUUGGUUCUU
Messenger RNA from Marmota monax (woodchuck), 321 nucleotides. RefSeq names its product mitochondrial peptide methionine sulfoxide reductase-like. Gene Ontology annotation, molecular function: peptide-methionine (S)-S-oxide reductase activity. NCBI's taxonomy places the organism in Eukaryota, Metazoa, Chordata, Mammalia, Rodentia, Sciuridae. The coding region runs from base 1 to 306 and encodes 101 amino acids. The transcript is spliced from 2 exons. Gene Ontology annotation, cellular component: cytoplasm. The record is from RefSeq and is a predicted model, not a curated record. Gene Ontology annotation, biological process: cellular response to oxidative stress.